Molecule: messenger RNA, 1843 nt
Organism: Rubroshorea leprosula
Lineage: Eukaryota; Viridiplantae; Streptophyta; Magnoliopsida; Malvales; Dipterocarpaceae
Source: the annotation of a GenBank genome assembly
AGAGAUGCAUCUGACAAAUCUUGAAUGACAACUGAGCGAUUUCGGGGAGGAUUACUUAAGAGGGUUGGGUGAGGGAUGAUCCCAAUCUCCUUUGCUCUUUGGAGGCCCACCCUCUAGCAUUGCCAACUCAAGUCUUAUUCUUUGGCUGGUGAUCUGAUUCAUAGGCAGCAUCCUAAAAUUGAGAGUCUGUGGAGCUAAGAGAGACAUGACCCAAGAUUACAUCCUCAGGAAAGGUUUCUGUCGUCAUGGCUGAAGUAAUUGCUUGUUUUGAUGGCUCUGAUAUUCAGUUUCUCCUUUGACAUUUUUGGCGGAUCACUGCAGAAGUGGGGAAAACUCACCUUGUCACAGAGUGCUACAUUGUCUAAAAUAAGCGGUUCACUUGGCUGUAUAUUGCUACUCUUAGACACUUGGGCACUUGUUGAUGCUAUUGCAGAAGGAUAUAAUUAAUUGACACAAGCUGCUUGUUCUUGGAGAUGUUAAUCAAUAGAGGUUGUCUGGGUGAAGUUCCUCUUACUUUGAACCAACAAAGAAUGACUAUUGCCUCAGAAACAAAUUCUUGAGAAAUCACUUACAUAAUCCUCAUCCAUUGGCGGAACUUGAGGCUGUGCAGUCACCAUAGGAGAUGAUGCUGUGAUCUUAGCUCUCAGCUUCACCUUUAACAUGUUAAAGGAUCACCUUGGAAAGAGUAGAAAACUCACCUUGUCACUGAGUGGUACAUUGGCUGCAACAGCUGAUUCACUUGGUCAUAUAUUUUGCUCUUACACACUCAGGCACCUGUAGUGGUGCAAUUAUGGAAGUCAAGUCAAUGUUACUAGUUACUACCGUGCAGUCACCAUUGAAGAUGAUGCAGUGAUCUCAGCUUUCAGACUUUUAGAAGAUAGAAGAAGGUCCUUGGUGGAAACCAUUUUGUCAAAAGUCGAAAGAAAAACCUCAAUGAUAGAUUUAUUAUGAGAAUUCUGUGAUGGUGACAAUGAGAGACAUAAGAGGUGGAGCUUGUCAAAUUCCAUCUCCUGAGAAAUGGGCAGAACUUGAAUCAGUAGAUCUCUCAUCAAACGAGCUUGAUGGCAGGAUUUCUGAACAAUUGACAAGUCUGACAUUCCUUUCGGUUUUGAACUUUUCAUACAACUUGUGAUUCACAUCCUUCAAGGGAAGCAGCUCGAUACUUUUUCUAAAGAUUGCUACAUUGGAAACUUAGAUUGUGUGGAAUUCCAUUGACAAAGAAAUGCCAAGUGACAAAGAACCAGAAUCACCUCCUUCAAAUUUGAAAAGAAGAUGAUGAUUCUGCAGCAUUAUUUGAUUGAAAAUUUGCAUUGAUGGUUUAUGGUUGUGGGCUGCUGUUGGGACUUAGUCUUAGUCUUGGAUACAUUGUGUUCACAACAGGAAAACCAUUCUGCUCAGUGUAGAGGGUAGAGGUAUGUCAACAGAAAUUUGUGGGAUGGUACAGCCGCAGAAAUGAAACGAGAAAAAACCAGCAACCUGACCAAUGCUCUUAGGCGAGUUUCUGCAGCCAAACUAUGCUAUUUAUGGCCUUUUUUAGCCACGACAAUGUAUAUAAAUAAUUAAAAUUUUCCACUCCUGUUCUCUGCUCCACAGCGAUGCUCGAAAUAAGCUGCAGGCAGCUGCACUUCUUUUCUUCCACUUAGAAGAUCUAGCCAAAAAAUUACAAGCAUGAGCAAACAGAGCAUUGCUUCUUGUUCGUGAGUUCAUUCUGCAUUGUUUCAUGAGGUUUUUUUCGCUGAAAUACUAUUUUCGUUCUUUUCCCUACUUUUUCUUGUUCAAUGUUGAAAGAGCAGCAUGCUGAAUGGGGAUCAUUGUAUUAUAUUAAUAUAAAUUUAAAACUGUU